AUGAGCUGCAGGAGAAAACAGCUCGAGCCCUCACGGAAACCCCCCAGAGAAAACAUACUUCUGCUCAGAGUCAUGUUUUUGGACGACAGUGAGCACACGUUUGAAAUGGAGCAAAAUGUACUUGGGAAUGACUUCUUCAACAAAGUGUGUGGACAUCUUAAGCUUUUAGAAAAAGAAUAUUUUGGGCUUGAAUUCCGUCACCAUUGCGGCAGUUACGUAUGGCUGGAACUGCUGAAGCCUCUUACAAAACAAAUUAAACACACAAGUGACCUAACAUUCCACUUCAUAGUGAAGUUCUAUCCUCCAGACCCAGGUCAGCUUCAGAAAGAGCUAACCAGGUAUCUUUUUGCGCUCCAGAUCAAACAGGAUCUGUCUAAUGGCAGUCUGACCUGUAAUGACAACAGCACCGCCCUGCUGGUCUCCCAUCUUCUACAGGCUGAGAUUGGGGAUUACGUAGAGGAGCUGGAUAUGCAGCACUUAGAGAAUAAGAAAUAUAUUCCCAACCAGGAGUGCCUCCAUAAGAAGAUCAUGCGCUUUCAUAAGAGACACAGAGGUCAGACCCCAGCAGAGGCUGAUUUUCAGUUGCUGGAAGUGGCCCGUAAAUUAGACAUGUACGGUAUCCGCCCUCAAGCAGCCAGCGAUGGAGAGGGAAUGAGAAUCAACCUGGCUGUGACUCAUUCUGGUGUGCUGGUGUUUCAGGUAUAUAUACAUUUUAAUGGACUUCUCAAGUCAUACUAAAUAUGAAUAUCUGUUUAUAAUUGCUUUUGGCUGGAAGGUGGAGCCGUUCUCAGAGCCAUAAAUUUAGCAAUAAUAGCCUUUGAGAUUUGUAUUUGAAAUCCAACCUGGGAAAAGGCUAGAGUGUUUUGGCUGAAUUCCAACUUUCUGUUGCAAGUCUCAGUUAACAUCUGUUGACUGAUUUUCUUCUGUUCUCAGGGGAACACCAAAAUUAAUACCUUCAGCUGGGCCAAUAUCCGCAAACUGAGCUUCAAGAGGAAGAACUUUUUGAUAA
Molecule: messenger RNA, 1009 nt
Organism: Colossoma macropomum (tambaqui)
Lineage: Eukaryota; Metazoa; Chordata; Actinopteri; Characiformes; Serrasalmidae
Gene: frmd7
Product: FERM domain containing 7
Exons: 7
Coding region: 1-738 (245 amino acids)
Cellular component (GO): cytoskeleton
Molecular function (GO): guanyl-nucleotide exchange factor activity; cytoskeletal protein binding
Source: RefSeq, a predicted model, not a curated record